ACUCGGGACGCCGAGACAAGCCGGAGAGGCGGGAUAGGAGGAUCGGCGCCUCUUCUUCAUGCACCUGGCCGGGGAUCCCCCAGCGGGGACCGAGAGGCGGCGGCUGAGGCGGCGAGGGAGCAGGGCUGGCGGGGAUCGGCUGCUACAGCUAGGAGCCAAAAAGAUGCCCGCGGUAGCAGCACCUGCGGUUCGGGUUGGCUCCAUCGGUCCUCCGGCCGUCGCCCUGCGGGGGCCUGUGGCGAAAGAGCCUGGCUGCCGUUCUUAGUGGCGCCCAGGUCGAGGGUUCUCGCCCACACGGGACUGCAUGCCUGCUCGGCGUCCCGCGUUCCUGCCAUGGGGAGUCCCUUCUGGCCCCUCGUGUUGCUGGGCUGCUCUGCAGGAUUGAGUAGUAUUCUUGGAACUGGGUAUCGUUGUGAGAAGGCAUGCAAUCCUCAAAUGGGAAACCUAGGUCAUGGACGUAAAUUGUGGACAGAUACAACAUGUGGAUACAACUCCACAGAAUUAUACUGUUCUUACAGUGAAAAUACAGACCUCCUAUGCAAGCAGCCUAAGUGUAGCAAAUGCAACUCUAUGAAUACACAUCUGGCUCAUCCGGCUUCUGCUAUGGUUGAUUCGUCUUUUAGAUUACCACACACAUGGUGGCAAUCAGCACAAGGAGUAGAGAGGGAGAAGAUCCAGCUCAAUUUGGAAACUGAAUUUUAUUUCACUCAUUUAAUCAUGAUAUUCAAGUCACCAAGACCAGCAGCCAUGGUCCUAGAGCGAUCUCAGGAUUUUGGAAAAACUUGGAAGCCUUAUAAGUAUUUUUCCAUCAACUGCUCAGCAGCCUUUGGGUUGGAUGAUGACGUAACUAAGAAAGAGGCACUUUGCACUUCAAGAUACUCCAGCCAUUUCCCCUGCACUGGAGGAGAGGUUAUAUAUCGAGCUCUGUCACCUCCAAACCCUGCUGAUGACCCUUACAGUCUUAAAAUUCAGGCACAGUUGAAAAUCACGAACCUUCGAGUGCAACUGCUAAAGCGACAAUCCUGCCCAUGUCACAGCAACGAUCUGAAUGCAAACCCACCGCAGCUAACUUACUAUGCAAUCUAUGAUUUUAUUGUGAAGGGGAGCUGUUUUUGCAACGGCCAUGCAGAUCGCUGUGCACCUCUUAAAGGUUUUAGGCCUGUCAAAGCAGCAGGAGUCUUCCAUGUGGUCCAUGGGAGAUGCAUUUGUAAACAUAAUACUGCAGGAACUCAUUGUCAGCAUUGUGCCCCUCUUUACAAUGACCAACCCUGGCUUGCUGCAAAUGGCCAAACAGGAGCUCCAAAUGUCUGCAAAUCUUGUAAAUGCAAUGGGCACUCUGACACUUGUCACUUUGAUAUGAACACAUGGCUGGCAUCAGGGAACCAAAGUGGGGGCAUUUGUGACAACUGUCAACAUAAUACUGAAGGACAGCACUGUGAACGUUGCAAGCCAGGCUUUUAUCGAGAUCUUAGAAAGCCUUUUUCUGCUCCUGACACCUGCAAAUUGUGCUCUUGCAACCCCAUUGGAUCAGCCAUGCUUCCUUUUAGCAACAGCACUUUCUGUGACCCCAGCAAUGGUGAUUGUCCCUGCAAACCUGGAGUGUCUGGUUCCCAGUGUGAUCGGUGUAUGGUAGGAUACUGGGGAUUUGGACAUUAUGGCUGUCGACCAUGUGAUUGUGCAGGAAAUUGUGAUUCAAUCAAUGGAGACUGCAUCAACAGCAAUGCAGACAGAAAGUGGUACCAUGAAAUCCCUGCACUUAACAAGAGUGAAGUAGAUUGGGAGUGGAAGGAAGAACAAGGAUACUCUGCUCUUCGGCAUUCCGGAAAGUGUGAAUGUAAAGACCAAGUUUUGCAAAAUUUUAAGAUCUUUUGUGCCAUGAAAUAUACAUAUGUGGUAAAGGCAAAGAUUUUGUCUGCUCAUGAUAAAGGGUCUCAUGCUGAGGUCAAUGUGAUGAUCCAGAAAGUACUGAAAUCUACAAAACUGAAGAUUGUCCAAGGAAAACGGAUUCUUUAUCCAGAAUCAUGGACUAAUCCAGGUUGUACCUGUCCAAUACUUAAUCCUGGAUUGAAAUAUCUUGUGGCUGGAUAUGAAGACGUUCAUACAAGCAGACUGAUAGUCAAUAUGAAAAGCUUUGUUCACCAGUGGAAAUCAGCUCUGGGAAAAAAGAUUUCCCGUUUUACAUGUAAAACUUCAUGAAAAGCCUCUGAGAUUAAAUCUGGAAUGUGAGGGAACAGUGCCAAAUGUAGUAUAAAAAGAACUUUAAUUCAUAGCCCAUUCACCUUGACUCAAAACACCUUAUUUCAGAUUGCAGAAAUUGUUGGAGUUCUCUUACACAACCCUCUUUUUCUAUGCAAUAGGAUGAGAAGUAUGAACUAAACAUAACAAUCCAAAAGUGUGGUACUAUGGUAUACAUCCACAUCUGCAUUCCUGCAACUCUAGCAUUUUUAUUUUAUCAACAAUUAUCAGUUUGGUGUGGUCAAAGCAUUUUUUGAACAGAAUUUCCUCAGUUUUUUUUCUGGACUGGACCAAGAUAGAGUGCUUAAAAGUAAAACCCAUUAAUUUGGCAGAAUUUGCCUUGUCAUUACAUCCUUAAAGUUCUCAUAAUCAAUAUAGAUUUAAUAUCAAAUUUAAAUGUUUUAUUUAAGCCGCACAAAAAUGUAUGGAUAAUUUAAAAGUUGAAGCUUUCAUUUUCUUCUUUGGAAAUAUGUAUAUAUACUUGUGAUGGAUAAAGUAAUUGCUGUUAUUUGUACUGUUGUAACGAAUGAGAUUAACUGAAUGCUUCAUCGGUGUAUUGCAAUCAUAAAGGGGAAUUUGGUUAGGUUUAUAUUCAUGUUUCUGUAGAUAUAAAUGGAAAUGACCAAUGUAUGUGGUCUUUUUUAAAGCAAUAUAUAGGAUCUCCACUGAAAUACAAAAGAAUGCAGACUCAAGUUGGUUAAAUCAAUGGCUUUUGGGGGUUGCAGUCAUGAGCACUUAAAAGGUAAUGAAAAUGGUACUCUAAUUUAUUAGAAUUUUGACUUCAAAUAUUUUAUGUAUAAAGCACUUUAUUGCCUGCCCACUUCAAGUGUGAGCAAUCUAAUAUUGGGGAACAGGGACAGCACAAGAGAAAGAAUGAGAGAACAGAAACUUGCUAAACUACUGCUUUCCUUAUAACUUAGCAAAAGCCAUUGAGAAAAACUAAAAAUAACUUGUGAAAAAGAAUAUAUUUACAGUGGAGCCCCAACCUCAAAAUGAUAAUUUGAUUUGAUUGAUAUCAGUUAUGAUAAGACUCCAUAAGCAUAAAAAAAUAAUGGAAGUUUAUGAAAAAUGUGGUAAACUUGCCCAGCAUUAUGCUGGCCUUUGUUUUUAGUUUUGUAAUAUUUAGAUUUAAACUGUUGUCUAAUUGUCAUCUUCUGCUUCUACACAUAGUGUACAUACUCUUCCAAAAUUGCAUAUAUUUAUAUAUCAAGAACUUCAUCACUGGUAUCUACACUGUUCUGUUAACACAAGCACUGACUAACAUAUUCUAUUUAUAUGAACAUACAAAAAAUAAGGGCAAAGGCACCAUACAACGUAAAUAAAACAGCCAUCCAUGGCUCAUCUGUUAUUUUUUAUUGUGGUCCUAUAGAUUUUUAAAAUUGAUACCGUUUUAGAUGUUUUUCCAUUUUAUGUGUAUAAUAAAUAUGUUACAA
Molecule: messenger RNA, 3668 nt
Organism: Thamnophis sirtalis
Lineage: Eukaryota; Metazoa; Chordata; Lepidosauria; Squamata; Natricidae
Gene: NTN4
Product: netrin 4
Biological process (GO): animal organ morphogenesis; axon guidance; cell migration
Cellular component (GO): laminin trimer
Molecular function (GO): protein binding
Source: RefSeq, a predicted model, not a curated record